Molecule: messenger RNA, 3040 nt
Organism: Lytechinus pictus (painted urchin)
Lineage: Eukaryota; Metazoa; Echinodermata; Echinoidea; Temnopleuroida; Toxopneustidae
Exons: 4
Coding region: 1-1200 (399 amino acids)
Biological process (GO): protein ubiquitination
Molecular function (GO): ubiquitin-protein transferase activity; zinc ion binding
Source: RefSeq, a predicted model, not a curated record
AUGGCGACAUUAAAGGAAGUGGCCUUGCUAUACUCCCCCUUAUCAACUGACCACCGAAAUGAGAUCGAAGAAAAGACAGACGAUGAGAUCAUGGAAUACAAAGGAUGUACGAUGUCCACUGAAUCGAUUUCACGGAGUUCAAACUGCACAAGCAUUGGCCUUCAUGCAUGCGCAGUUGAUAUCAGACGUAACGUAUUAGAAGCAAACUCUAUCACAUCUUUACCUUCGAGUCUUCUCGAGACAUCAUCCGUAAAGACAUCGGCAUUAUCCGGAACGAAUCGGAAACUCUCUCUCAAUGACUCUUCGAGCAAACUCUUCGACUCGCCUAAUCGAAAAGCUUCGAUUCCGUUUGACAUUGGUCGGAAGAUUUCGCUCCAUGACAUCUCAGUCCCUCCUAAAACUUCGUAUUCUUCUCGGAAAUCUUCGUUGCCAGUCGGUGUUGACCGAAAGAUUUCUCUUGGAGACUGCAACAGUUUGAUCACCUCAUCUCGCAAAACGUCGUUGGCAUUCGAUCAAGAUCGGAAGAUUUCGUUGAACGAUAGUAUCAGCUCGGUCACUUGCCGAAUUUGUCUCGAUGGAGAAAUCCCUGGAGAACAACUUGUUAAUCCGUGUUUAUGUACAGGUAGUGCGAGUCACGUGCAUAUCACGUGUUUGAAAAAGUGGCUGAUGACCUCCGGAAGUAAUAUUUGUGAACUCUGUCAAUAUGAGUUGGAUGUUGGUUGGAAGUCAACAUCGAUGUGGAAGGCGCUCAAGGAGCUUUCAAACGUGCGUAUGACCAAUCGUAAGAUAUGUUGGGCAUUGCUAGUCUCCAUCUCAGCCCUCACACUACCCCUUUUCUGUAUCUGUAUAUUUGUUUUGGAUGAUGAGGAUUUAAGACUACAACUCAGCCAACCAGCCAGUAUAGCCGUUUCCUAUGGUGUGAUAUUAAUUUCCUGUGCUGCCUACCUCACCCUCCUUUUCAUGGUGGCAUACCUGACCUGGAAAUGGGACUUCUGCCCGAGUAUGUCACGAUGUCACUUCCCAACCGAGAUCGAAAUCCGUGUCGAAAGUCUGGAGGAGAGGUUAAAACGAGGACGAACACGAAGAGAUGGUUACUAUAGUAACGCCACGCCCAUUCUUAACCAUGACGGGAAUGGUGAAGAUGGUCGAAAUGGUGGUUUUAUGGAUCCUUACUGGAUGAACGGGGGAGGGUAUAUCUAAUAUUAAAGAUAAAUUCCAGUUUUGGUAACGAUCUAAAAAUGACUUUUUACAGAAUCUAUUAUAAUGACCACCCAAGUGUCUGUUUGUAUGAAUUAAAAAUAUGUGCCAAAGGAUUCUGGAAGAAAUUGUGUAAUUGCUGAAAAAUAAGCAAAAUAAGCGCGGAUUCGGUCACUUCCGUCGGGUCUUUAUUUUAGCAAUAACAAUACACUGUCCCACGUGUGCUUAUCUGUGUUGGUGAUCUUCAGUGUGAACAUUUUUCAGCGUAGAUUUCAAGAUUUCACAAAGUUCAGUUUAUGUAACUGUACCAGAUCUAGAUCCUCGAUGAUAUACCGACAAUUAAGCCUUGUUUUACAGACUUUCUCAUGAAAUCAGUGUUUACUGCAAAUACUGGAAUUUCUCUUUAAACUCGAUUACUAGCACUGAUGGUGUACUAUGGGGAGGGCAAUCAAAUGGAUGAUAACCCAUUUGGACGGACAAUUUACCGAUGGAGCUAUAACGAAUGUGCAAUCUCCUAUUUUUAUAGAACAACAUUUUUUAUUGGAGUAAGCAAGUGAGAUAAAAUGCAUGUACUGAAAUGGGUACUCCGGCCAGUUAUUAAUUGGUAUGUUCAUUAUAAUCAUUUCAUGUUACUUUACUUUCCUGUAUGGGAACACCUACAAGGAUUAUGUAGCUGUUUAUUGACGGGUCGCCUGUUCGUGUGUGUUUCUUAUUGCAAUACCCCAAAUUGACUAAUAAAAUUGAAUUAUUUUACACAUAGAGUGAAGAGGGUGACAAUCACCUCAUUCGCUGAAGUUUUCACUGCAUCGAAAUUAAAAAGUUAGUUAAACAUUAUUUCGAGAGUUAUUUCAAAAGCUUUUUAAAGGAAAAUCCAACCCAAAUAAAAAUUUGUUUUGAGAAAAAAAUCAAACAAUUAGAUAAAGGAAAGUUUGAACAAUAUCGGUCAAGGUUCAAGGUCAACCAAAAGGAAAGUUAUGAAUUUAAAAGUUGUAACAGUUAGUAAUCACUAUUCCAGUGGAGACUUCAAAUUGGACGCAUUGGCGACGUCAUAGUCAUCGUUUCAAAAAAUUUACUUUUACUUUUAAUUGUGUUUUUCUUUCAUGAGGACAGAAAAACAAUUUGCUGUAUUACCACCCGGGGGAAAUUUGUACUUCCAGAAAACUUCAAAUCCCUGUUAAUUAGUAGUACAUUGCCUAUUGGAAAGUCGUUCCUAUCACCUGUCAUAAAAUCACUUAUCCAGUUUGUAAUUUGAAGUUCGCAUAGUCUUAGGGAUCGCAAUUUUAAAACAACAAUAUUAUUUUCUUAUUUAGCGUUCUGUUUUCUUAUUUUUCCUCUCUUUAAUUCACAUAAAAUUGUAUGUCCAAGGUUGGUUUCCACCAGGCUUUAACUUUUACAUUCUUAAUUCAUAUAAGUUUUUGUUUUUUCUUGUUUUUAUCCCCUCCUCCUCUUUUUUUUUUUCUACCUUUCCUUUUCUUAAGGGGGGGGGGGUGUCAAUCAACACAUGUUUCUGAAUAAUUUUAUGGUAACCCUAUCUGGUAAGGACAACCUGUUCGUACUAUGACACCAACUUUCAUGAAACGGAUCCCAUUCCGAAGUUCUGUUUGAUAAUGAUAUUCGCAUGUGUCUUCCAUUAUUGUCUACAGAAAUUUUGAAUCAAUAAGUGAGUGUUACAUGUUACCCUUUUGUUAUAAGAAUUACCAUUAUUAAUUUUGAUACAUGAUGCAUAUACAAUGACGUGAUGUGUAUGAUGAUUAAUUUCAUUCAGAGGCAUACAUAUUAUUAUUGCAUGUUCGCAACUAUAAGUAUACAUGUAAAUAAAAUGACGACUAGUCUCAUAUUGAUC